AUGAAACAUUUCCUUGCUUCUCUGUGUCUCCUGGAAUCUUUUCUACAUGCCUUGUGCCAAUGCACUGUCCCAACCUCAGCGUUUCGGCUGAAAGGAGAUUAUCUGAUAGGUGGACUUUUUGAUAUUCAUCAAGCUGAUGUCUCUCUUCAUCAUGACAGACCAGAAGCAACUGACUGCUCCAGUAAACCCUUCAUUCUGUCAAGUUAUCGGAGGUUUCAGAUGAUGAGAUUCUCUGUAGAGGAAAUCAAUAACUCGACCACCCUACUGCCAAAUGUAUUUCUUGGCUAUGAGAUAUUUGACCACUGCUCGGACAUAAUGAAUUUUCCUGGUGUUUUCGACCUCAUCUCAGUCAAUGGCCUGAUCCAACCAUGGAUUGAACCACAAAAGAAUCUGUCCAAAGUCAUAGCAGUGGUCGGCAUUUAUACAAGCACUGAGACGGAGACCACUGCCCCACUCUUCAUGAUGAAUCUCAUUCCCAUGGUCAGUUAUGGAGCUGCUAGUUCUGUCUUUUCAAGAAAACAGAAUUUUCCCUCUUUCCUGCGAACAGUGCAUCCCAAUAAAGACAUCAUACAAGCAAUUGUUACCAUUGUGCAGCACUUUGGCUGGCGCUGGGUUGCUUUCCUUAACAUUGAUGAUGACUAUGGCACUGAUGGCCUGGAAUUGUUCAUUAACAAGAUUAAAGAUACUGACAUCUGCCUGGCGUACACCAAAGGUCUAACCGUAAAUACAAAUUACUCCCAAAUGUUUAAACAGAUAGAAGCACAGGGCAUACAUGUCAUUAUUGUUUUUGCUCCUGAAUGGAUUGCUGAACCUGUCAUUAACUCAGCAAUACAAUUGAAUGUCACCAACAAGGUCUGGAUAGCAGGGGAUGCAUGGUCUUUAAACAAGAGACUCCCCAAGGAAACAGGAAUCAAAAAUAUCGGAACUGUACUUGGGGUUUCUGAGCCAUUUAUGACAAUUCCAGGUUUCAGUGAGUUCAUCUAUGCUUCCAAAAAACAGACUCAGUGUGAAAAAGAAAAUCAAGAGCCGUUAUGUAAUCAGGUUUGCAACUGCAGUAACCUGAGUCCAGAAAAUGUCAUCAAUGCAGACCCAUCUUUCUCUUUCCCUGUUUAUUCUGCUGUAUAUGCAAUUGCUCAUGCCUUACACAAUGUCUUGCAAUGUGGAGCUGGCAGAUGUAAUGGCAACAUUACAGUGCACCCAUACAUGGUUCUAGCAGAGCUGAAGAAGUCCAACUUCACACUUUUAAACCACCGUAUUAAAUUUGAUGAGAAUGGUGACCCCACGUUUGGAUCAUAUUCUAUAGUUUUCUGGAACCAUAAUGGUGAUGCAGAGGAAAUCGGCUUUUAUAACUUUAAUCCACGGGACAAUUUUUUCAUCAACACCACCAAAAUUCAGUGGUACACAAAGGGAGAAGUGCCCACUUCCCUAUGUAACCCAGAAUGUCCUGCAGGACAUGCAAAACAGCCUAGUGGAAUUCAGAAAUGCUGCUUCACUUGUGAAAUCUGUCCUAAUGGAACUUAUGUCAACAGCACAGCGGACGCCUACAAUUGCAUUAACUGUAAGGAGACAGAAUGGUCUACAGAAGGAAGUACAUCAUGCAAUCUGCGGGACGUGGAGUACAUCCCAUUCACAGACAGUGGGGCUAUACUGAUCAUGAUCGGGGCCUGGGCCUUGGUGGGCCUCACACUAGCCAUGUGCAUUCUCUUUGCCAUCAACUAUAGUACCCCUAUUGUCAGAUCUGCUGGGGGAUCGAUGUGCUUCCUAAUUUUAGGCUGCCUCAGUCUGAGUAGUCUUAGUGUGUUCUUUUACUUUGGUAAGCCAACAGUUUCCUUUUGUAUCUUAAGGCUCUUGCCAUUUCUUUUGUUCUACACUGUUUGUCUAGCAUGUUUUGUUGUGCGCUCUUUUCAAAUUGUUUGCAUUUUCAAAAUAGCUGCCAAGUUUCCCAAGCUCCACAUUUGGUGGAUGAAAUAUAAUGGACAAUGGCUGGUCAUCACUGUGGCAUUUGUUACUCAGGCAGUCUUACUUCUUAUUGGAUAUUCUUAUGCCCCCCCCAUGCCCUACAAUGAAACGUUUUGGUACCCAGACAAAAUCAUACUUAGUUGUGACAGUAAUAUUGAAUCAUCAGCAGGUUCCGUGAUUUUACUUUUUUCUUUGUGCUCCCUUUGCUUCAUUUUCUCCUACAUGGGAAAAGACCUCCCAAAAAAUUACAAUGAGGCCAAAGCAAUAACCUUCUGCCUGCUCCUGCUGAUCCUCACCUGGAUCAUCUUUACCACUGAGUACAUGCUUUACCGUGGCAAGCACAUCCCAACUCUUAAUGCUCUGGCAGUACUCUCCAGUCUCUACUCCUUCCUGUUGUGGUAUUUCCUCCCAAAGUGUUACAUCAUAAUUUUUAAACCCCACAAAAACACGCAGCAGUACUUCCAAGGUCUCAUUCAGAAUUAUACCAAAACAAUUAGCCAGUAGCUGCCUUCAGUAAAUAUGGCUCGUUACAUACAGAGGAACUGAUGUGCUCAA
Messenger RNA from Micropterus dolomieu (smallmouth bass), 2514 nucleotides. RefSeq names its product taste receptor type 1 member 1-like. The transcript has 6 exons. Gene Ontology annotation, molecular function: G protein-coupled receptor activity. Gene Ontology annotation, cellular component: membrane. Gene Ontology annotation, biological process: G protein-coupled receptor signaling pathway. Bases 1 to 2463 code for a protein of 820 amino acids. The record is from RefSeq and is a predicted model, not a curated record. NCBI's taxonomy places the organism in Eukaryota, Metazoa, Chordata, Actinopteri, Centrarchiformes, Centrarchidae.